AUGGCAACAACCUUUGUUAGACAGCUCUUUGUAUCACCGGAAAUCAACCCAAGUACCCGCAAAGCAAAAUCUAUUCCCGUAUUGAACCCUUUCGAUCAGUAUGGACGGGUGUUCUUCUUCUCAUGGCUUGGUUUCUUGGUGGCAUUCCUAUCGUGGUACGCCUUUCCACCGCUGUGUCUAAUCCCACCCGUCUUUUUAGUUGAGCGUGACCAUCAAAAAGGACUUGAAUAUGACACAAGACGAUGUUGCCAACUCAAACAUCGUCGCCCUCUUAGCAACGUGAGUACUAGGGUAUGCAAUCGAUCAAAGAGACACUUUUCUGACCGCUACAGUCUACUCGUCCGAUUUAUUGCAGGGCCACUCUGUGACCGCUAUGGCCCACGCUUGGUCUUCGUGGGACUACUCCUAUGCGGAGCCAUUCCCACAGCCAUGGCCGGUCUCGUCACUGGGCCCAAGGGUCUGAUAGCCCUACGAUUUUUCGUUGGAAUUUUGGGAGGAACAUUCGUCCCAUGCCAGGUCUGGUGCACUGGCUUCUUCGACAAAAGUAUUGUCGGUACUGCCAAUUCCCUCGCUGGAGGCUGGGGUAAUGCAGGCGGAGGAAUCACAUACUUUUUGAUGCCCGCCAUCUACGACUCUCUCGUCCAAUCCCGCGGUCUCCCUUCCCACAAAGCAUGGCGCAUCGCCUACGUCGUUCCUUUCAUCAUCAUCACCGCUAUCGCCUUAUGCAUGUUGCUCCUCUGCGAGGAUACACCAACCGGAAAGUGGUCUGAGAGACACCUCUGGGCGAAAGAGUCAAGUAACACCACCGUGGUCGCAGACGGCAACAUCGUUGACAUCAACUCCGGCACGUUUUCUAGCGGAAUGACGACCCCCUACAACGCUGCCACAACCGAUAUCGAAAAGAAAGGCGCCCAGUCCCCACGAGUGGUAGAUGCUGAAGCAUCAACAAUGGGUCAGAUGGACAUCUUCAAACAAGAGACAGUCGUGUCCCCAACUCGCCGUGAAGCGCUGCGCGUGGCCCUGAGUCUAUCCACUAUGGCUCUGGCAAUCCCAUACGCCUGCUCGUUUGGCGCAGAACUAGCAAUCAACUCGAUUCUGGGAUCUUACUACAAAAAGAACUUCCCACACAUGGACCAAACAAAAUCGGGACAGUGGGCUGCCAUGUUCGGCCUGCUGAACGUCGUCUUCCGACCGGCAGGUGGUCUAUUUGGAGACUUGGUUUACCGGUACACAGACAAUGUCUGGUCUAAAAAGCUUCUGAUCACCUUUUUGGGAGUCUCGAUGGGGGCCUUCCAGCUUGCGAUCGGAUUAUCGAACCCGUCCAACGAGGCGGCUAUGUUCGGUCUUGUCGCGGGGAUGGCUUUCUUCCUUGACGCAUCUAAUGGUGCCAACUUUGCUCUUGUGCCUCAUGUGCACCCUUUUGCUAAUGGCAUUGUUUCUGGAAUUGUUGGUGGCUUCGGUAAUAUCGGGGGAAUCGUCUUUGCUAUUAUCUUCAGAUACAACGGCUCAAGCUACGAGCGAGCGAUGUGGAUCAUCGGUGUUAUAUGUUUGGCGGCUAAUUUGGCCGUUUCCUGGAUUCGUCCUGUUCCUAAGAGUCAGAUGCAAUCAUGA
Penicillium egyptiacum is the source of this 1611-nucleotide messenger RNA. Lineage: Eukaryota; Fungi; Ascomycota; Eurotiomycetes; Eurotiales; Aspergillaceae. The record is from the annotation of a GenBank genome assembly.